Messenger RNA from Chara braunii, 5089 nucleotides. Lineage: Eukaryota; Viridiplantae; Streptophyta; Charophyceae; Charales; Characeae. The record is from the annotation of a GenBank genome assembly.
AGCGUUCGUCACAAAGCUGAGAGGAAGAACGGACACCUCUUGAGAGUCAUACUGACACCCUCAUCCUCCAUCAUGGCAUCUGCAGCAGAUUGGAAACUGCAGAUGGACGCUGCCCCUGAGGCAGAAAAACCGCAGUAUCAGUUCUUCUACGAGAAAGCCUUGAAGAGUGAGGAGGAAGAGAAAGAGAGAGAGAGAAGGGAUAAGGUGCAGGCUCACGAGGCCGUCCUUAGCACCGUGUCCGCUCUGACUGAUGAGGAGGUAGAAGAGAAAACGGUUACCCUCCUCAGAGCCUUAGCAGGGGUCCGGGUUGUUGAGGACCAUACUGGCCAACUCGCGCAGGUGUUUAAGCAGCUUAAGGAGUUGCGCGAAGACAUGGCCAAGAUGGCGCAGCAGCACUGCGAUCAGCUGCAACAGUUUGCUAGUUCGCUGCAGGCUCAAAUCGUCUCUUCACUCACCUACCCUGCCUCCAAUGCUGCGUGUCAGUCCAGUUUUGCCCCUCUGAAUAUGUCUACUUCUCCUUCUACUUCUUCUUCUUCUUUGAGUGUGGUUAAUAGCCAAAGCGGAUCUGCAGCAAGUCCAGACCCCGCUGCUGCUGCUGCUGCUGCUGCAGCGGCAAGUGGUGGUGCAGGGACUUCUGGAACUGUUGCAGCCCCGGGUCCAGACCCAGCAAUGGCUGGGCCGGGCAGCAACUUUGCUUACCUCGACAGGAAGGCGGCACAGAUUCCGUCCAAGUAUGAUGGAAAAGACGACGUCGAGUCAUGGAUCAGCACCAUGCGGUCCUACUUUGAUGUGUUGGGGACACCCCCAGUCACUCAGUCGUCGGUCCUUGGGACCAAUGUGGAACCCRCYGUGAGAGGAUUYCUAGAAAUCCAAGUUGUACAAGCAGGCUAUAAACGUAUAGACCUGAACAAAUGGCUGAAGGCUACGCCUGUAGCCACACUUGAGGAUCUCUUGAUUCAACAGUAUGCCGAUCCACAUGCUGCAGCAAAAGCAAGACUUAAGCUUGAUAAACUCAAGCACAGCAAGUGGACUGGCACCAUGCAAACAACGGUCCCCUCUGCUAAAAUUCAUCGCCUGGGCCUCAAACUCGCGGAAUAUACAGAUUGGCUUUCCCUCAUGCGGGAUCUAGUCAAGCUGGAGGCACAAGACCUCCCGGGUGGAUCGAGUGGCAAAAGAGCCCUUGGCCGCAAACGGUUUUCUGGCAGCAACCGUUUAGCAACACACGAUCUGCUAGAGGAUGACGAGGAGAUCCUCGCAGACAACCCUUCUCUUGAUGACGAUCAAGAGCAAGGCUGUGAGGCAUCAUGCUCUGCGUCAGCCCACGAGUCUGAGUUGGCCCAAUGUGAAAGAACCACGUGGAAGGACUCACAAUUCAUGGUCAAAGAUGCCAUGGGGAUCGAGCGUCCCGUCCUCUUGGAUGAGCCGCGCGAGUCCCAAGUGACCUUUCUCAAUGCAAUGCAAUUCUGCAAAAAGUGGCGCAGGCGCAAAACUGAUGAGCAAAUGUAUAUAGCCUUUGUUAGACCUGCUCAUGUGCCUUCUAUUUUCGUUGUACAUAGUGAUUCUACUUUGCAUGCUGUGUCCACCUCGGAUGCAACUGCAUCUACCUCUAGUAAGUCCAUCUCUAGUCCAAAUGACUCUACUUCUAAUCCUAUUGUUUUGGCUGCACCAAUACAAACUGACAUGCUUGCUCCUGAGAGUGAUGACCCCCCUCCGAAAAUCCCACCGGACAUUCGCAACCUUCUCAACCGAUUUCCUGACGUCUUGGCCGAACCGCAUGGAGUCCCCGUGCGUCCGGUCCGACACAGGAUCGAGUUGAUUGAAGGUAGCACUCCUCCAAAGGGUUGUGUCUAUCGAAUGGGCUUAGGCGAAUUGGAGGAGUUGCGAAGGCAGAUUGAUGAAAUGAUUGGGAAGGGAUGGAUCAAGCCGAGUGAGUCGGAGUUUGGUGCACCGGUGCUGUUUGUCCCUAAGAAAGGAGGUAAGUUGCGGAUGUGUAUUGACUACCGCGGGUUGAAUCGGAUCACGAGAAAGAAUGCAUAUCCUUUGCCACGUUUCGAUGAUUUGCUUGAUGUUGCAGGUGGGUGCAAAGUGUUCAGCAAGAUCGAUCUCAAGUCUGGCUACCACCAGAUCGAAGUCGAUCCUGCGGACCAGCACAAAACCACAUUCAAAACUCGCGAUGGGCUGUACGAGUUUACCGUCAUGCCCUUCGGUCUCACGAAUGCGCCAGCCACCUUUCAAAGUCUCAUGGACAAAGUGUUCCGCCACAAGAUUAACCGGUUUGUUGUUGUUUAUCUGGAUGACAUACUAAUCUUCAGCAAAUUGAUGGAAGAGCACGUGAGACACCUUGAGGAGGUGAUGCAGAUCCUCAAGGACGCGCAGCUCCAUCUCAACUUGGAGAAAUUUGAGUUUGGGAGGGACAACGUCAUCUACCUUGGACAUCAGUUGUCUGCUGCAGGCCUAGAGCCCGAGGCAACCAAGGUUGAGGUCAUCCAAAAGUGGCCCCAACCUGCGAAUGUCCGCGAGUUGCGUUCUUUUCUUGGUCUUGCGUCGUACUACCGUAAGUUUGUGCCUAAAUUUUCUAUCAUUGCCCGUCCAUUUUCUAGACUAACCAGCAAGAAUGUGUCCUACACAUGGAAUGAGGAGUGCACGACAACCUUCGAAGCACUAAAGGAGGCUUUGGUGAGUCAUCCGGUGCUCCGCGUUGCAGAUCCCAAGCUUACAUUCGUAGUAACUACGGAUGCAAGUUUGUAUGGGAUUGGUGCAGUGUUGCAGCAAGAUGAUGGUGAUGGUUUUCGUCCGCUGGAAUACUACAGCAAACGCAUGCCCAGCCACAAGGUAGCUGCCUCCACUUACAUGAGAGAGCUUUAUGCCUUGAGAGAGGCACUAGACCAUUGGAAACACUACCUCUUGGAUCGCCAUUUCAAAGUGUUAUCGGAUCAUGAGACUUUGAAGUGGAUUCAAGCACAGUGUGGGCCCCCGAAAUCUCUUGUGAGUGACCGGGACACUAGGUUUAUAAGUGCAGAACGGAAGGACUUCACCUCCCAGGUCUAUGACAUGAAACUCAAGAUGACAUCUGGUCGACAUCCCGAAGCCAAUGGACUGGCCGAGGAGAUCAACCAGACGGUGAUCCAACUUCUCCGAGCCUUAAUUGUGCCUGAUCAGAAUUCUUGGGAUGAGGAAUCGUCGAUCGUGCAAGGGUUGUACAACAACUCCAUCCACUCCUCCACCGGUAUGACGGCUAACCGGUUGCAUCUUGGAUGGAAAAUUCGCAAUCCUCUAUCCUACCUGUUCCCUGAACAGCCUCCUGGUCUGACACCUGGCCAGCCAGGCUACAGCGCUAAGUACGAUCGGUUGCUCAAGGUUGUUAUCGCGGCUAUGGAAAGGCGACGCAGUGCCAUGAUCAAACACGCAAACAAGAAGCGCCAGCCUGCGCCUUUCACAGUGGGGAGUUAUGUCUGGGUCAAGAUGUCUGAGUUUUCCGAAGAGGUAGGUGAAUCUGCAGCUGUUUCAGUUGAGACUAAUGAGGAUGAUGUGUGUUUGGGAACUGCGCGGGCAGCAUCCUUCUCCUAUGAGGAUCCUGACCCGGAUCAGGACCCGGGGCAGGAUGAGCUUCAGUCCAUUGCUGCUUUCUUCUUCCAUUUGAAAGAACAGAAGAAGAAGGGCCUGUCUGAACUCAUCAUGCUUCGGCCACUGAUCAACCGCACCAGGAUCACUGGGCUGUUGGACUGCGGGGCCACCCGGAACUUCAUAUCCCCCAGUGCAGUCAAAAAACUGCAUCUGGGUAUGAAAGUUCAGCAGUUGCAGCAGCCGCUGCAAGUGCGGAUUGGUGACUCUACAGUGAUCAGCAUCAGGGAGAAGGUCAAGGGCAUCCCUGUGACCUUCGAUACUGCAGGAAAAGUCAGACAUAGUUUGAACUUUUACAUCUUCCCUGAGCUUCCCUUUGACUUGGUGUUCUCCAUGCAGUGGUUAAGGGCAGUCAACCCUAGGAUCGACUGGCAGAUCCCUAGAGUUGAACUACCAGACAGUCAGGGGUUGUAUCAGCAAUGCAUGAUUGCUGCUGAUCACCACCCUAAGACCUCCUGCUACUGUCUGAGAGCGAGGGAGUUCCAUGCUCUCUCUCGCCAGUACCACCAUGAGCGCCUGUUUAUUGCUCUGGUCAAGCAAACAGAUGUUCCCCCUGUUUCCUGUCCUCCUGAGAUACAGCAGGUGGUAGAUCAGUAUGCUGAUCUGAUGCAGGAGCCCUUUGGACUUCCCAACCGGCCAACCAAGCAUCACAUCGAGCUGCUGCCUGGAGCGGUUCCUCCCAAGGGCCGCAUCUACAGGAUGUCCCCUGUUGAGCUUGAGGAGCUCAGAAAGCAGUUUGAGACCCUGACCAGCAAAGGCUGGAUCAGAACCAGCACAUCUGAAUUCGGUGCACCUGUUCUCUUUGUACCCAAAGGGAACGGCGAGUUCAGGAUGUGCAUUGACUACAGGGGUCUCAACAAGAUCACUAGGAAGAGUACUGAGCCACUUCCUAGGAUCGAUGACCUCCUGUACAUGGUGCAGGGCUGCACAGUGUUCAGCAAAGUCGACCUCAAAUCUGGCUAUCACCAGAUUGAGAUGGCAGAGGAGGAUGUCUACAAGACAGCCUUCAAGACCAGGUAUGGGACUUACGAGUUCCUGGUCAUGCCAUUCGGACUUCGCAAUGCCCCAGGCACAUUCCAGACAGAGAUGCACCGCAUCUUCAGGCCUUACCUGGACAAGUUUAUGGUUGUCUACCUGGAUGAUAUCCUGGUAUUCAGCAAAACUGCCAGGGAACAUGCGGAGCACUUAGCUCUAGUUCUUCAGUCGUUACGUGACAGCCAAUAUAAGAUCCACAGAGAGAAGUCCUCUUUUGGAGUCCCCUCUGUCAUCUAUCUGGGUCAUGUAAUCUCUGGAGAUGGUCUGGCUCCUGAAGCAGCCAAGAUUGUUGCUAUUCAGUAGUGGCCUCAACCUCAGACAGUGAGGGAUGUCCGGUCCUUCAUGGGUUUGGCCUCCUACUACAGGAAGUUUGUCAUGAACUUUUCUGCAGUGGCUGCACCCCUGACUAACCUAACAAAGAAAGACACUCCCU